UUACGAGUUGUCGCACGAUUCCGCCUCGAAUUCCCCCUUUCCAGUUCGAGACUUCUCCCUUCAAGCAGCUGUAGCAACUUCAUCUCGGCCGGACAUGGGGCGGCGCAAGCCUACAGUAUCCAAGCACGCUGCACUGUUCUCAGAUGAGCGCGUGGUAGUUGGUGUGGAUGAUCUGGUGCUGCUGCCGUCCGUGAGCGAGACUUCCAUCCUAGAGAACCUCAAAAUGCGUCACGCAGCUGACGUCAUCUACUCGUACAUUGGCCACGUCUUGGUGGUCGUAAACCCAUACAAAUGGCUGGACAUCUACGGCGAGGAUAGUAUGCACGCCUAUAUGCACAAGGCGCGCAUCGAUGUGGCCCCGCACGUGUUCGCCACGGCCGAAGAGACAUACCGCACCAUGUUGAGCGAGGAGGACAACCAGUGCGUAAUCAUCAGCGGUGAGAGCGGUGCUGGCAAGACUGAGGCCUCCAAACAGAUCCAGAACUACAUUGCAGGCGUCAGUGGCAGCGGCGCGGGCGUCGACAAGGUUAAACGCACUUUUCUGGAGAGCAACCCGCUGCUCGAAGCUUUUGGCAACGCCAAGACUCUACGUAACAACAAUUCUAGUCGCUUCGGAAAGUACUUUGAGCUGCUCUUCGACUCAGCGGGACGGCCGCAAGGCGGUAAAGUGACCAAUUACCUGUUAGAAAAGUCUCGCGUUGUCAAACCGGGCAAAGGAGAGAGGAAUUUCCACAUUUUCUACCAAGUUCUAGCUGGAUUACCUACUGCAGCUAAGCAGAAACUCUAUUUGGAUCGAGGUGGACCCGAGAGCUAUCACUACCUUAAAAUUAGUGGCUGCUAUGAUGUGGACGACGUCAACGACACUCAGGAGUUCGAAGAGACCAUGGCAGCCAUGCAGCAUGUGGGCAUCAAGCGCAAACAGAUCGAGCUUGUAAUCCAGACUCUAGCAGCGGUGCUGCAUAUUGGCAACGUGCAGUUCCAGCCUGAGACCGUGGGGGAUGCAGAGGGUUCAUCUCUUCGAGAUCGUGAAAGCUUACGAAUUGCGUGCGAGCUGCUGGGACUGGAUGCCGCGAAACUGGAGCAUGCAUUGUGCUUCAAAUUGCUGCAAACAAUGGCGCCUGGAGGCAAGAUUGAGUCGUACGAGGUGCCACAGAAUACCAGCCAAGCUAAAUCUCAGCGUGACUCUAUAGCAAAGGCUGUGUAUGACCGACUAUUCGACUUUUUGGUGGAACGUGUAAACCAUGCGCUGGAUAUUGAGAAGAAAGCGGAAAAACAUGGUGAGAUCUUGGAAAUUGAAGAUAUGACCACGAUCGGUAUCUUGGAUAUCUACGGGUUUGAAAUCUUCGACAAGAAUGGAUUCGAGCAGUUCUGCAUCAACUACGUGAACGAGAAAUUGCAGCAGAUUUUUAUUGAGCUCACACUUAAAAGCGAACAGGAGGAAUAUGCGCGUGAAGGUAUUGAAUGGGCGCCGAUCCCGUUCUUUAACAACAAGGUUGUGUGCGAUUUGAUUGAGGCGCGACGUCCUACGCCUGGAAUUUUCCUGAUUCUGGACGACACGGUUAAGACGAUGCAUUCCCGCCAGGGAGAGAGCGUGGAUGCGAAUUUCUUGGAUAAAGUUGCGGGUAUUCACGGCUCACAUCCGCAUUUCUCGAAGCGUGGAAAGACUUUCGAGAUCAAACAUUACGCAGGUGACGUGCAGUACAACAUUGACGGCUUUGGAGAUUCUAACAAGGACUUUUUGAGCAAGGACAUCGCACUCAUCAUCAGCGAGACGUCCAACAAACUCAUGCGAUAUAUCUUCCCCGAAGAGAUCGACCUCAACGACAAGCGCAUGGCGAACACGGCAGGAUACAAGAUUCGUACGCAGUGUGAAGCACUUGUGACGGCGUUGAUGGACUGCACGCCUCACUACGUGCGCUGUAUCAAGUCCAACGAUCAGAAACAGCCGAACAAGAUGGAUGACCGUCGCGUAAUCCAUCAGAUUAAAUAUCUGGGUCUGCUUGAGAAUGUGAAGGUCCGUCGAGCCGGCUACGCUUACCGUGGAGACUAUGGACGCUUUGUGGAUCGUUUCCGUCUACUGAGCAAGGAGACAUACCCGGAAUUCCGUGGAUCAGACAAGAAGGGCACACAAGCAGUACUACGCGCCGCGGUGAAGUCGCUACCACAGUUAGAGACCGAAGUUCAGCUCGGAAAGACAAUGGUGUUCAUCCAGACACCUGAAACUUUUUUUGAGCUUGAGAAACUACGAGAGAAGAAGCUCGGAUCGUUUGCCAUGCGCAUUCAGAAGGCGUGGAAGAAAUACUUUGGUCGGCGGCAUUUACUGCAGCUGAGUCACGACAUUACGAAGUUGUACACGUCGAACAACAAGCAGAGACAACGUGUGAGUAUUUACCGUCCUUUUGAUGGAGACUAUUUGCGCGAUAGUACGAUUCGCGAAGUGGUUAUGGGGAUUAUUCAGCACUAUGGAGAUUCCGAGAAGAUCGUGUUCAUGGACGAGGUACAGAAAGCCUGUCCGAUCGCUGGAGUGUCUCCUGAUGGAUCUCCUAUUGCAUUGGUAGGACGAAUUCUGAUCAUUACGGACCAGUAUUUGUAUCUGAUGGAGAAGCGCACAUGGCAACCUGUAGUGGAUCCGAAGAGCAUGUGGGUACCCCCGUUGGUUUACCUUCGUCGUCGUCUUCGGUUGACUGCAAUAGAAGAGAUCACGAUGAGUACAUUGGCAGACCCAUAUUUCGUAUUGAAGGUGCAUCAAGAACCGCUACUUCUCGAGCCGAACAAGAGCAACUGGGCGGACAACAAAUCUACGAUGGUUUGCAUGGCGACUGGCAAGAAAUUCGGGCUGUUUAAUCGGCGUCACCACUGUCGGUACACUGGCAAAAUCUACUGCAAUGACGUGUGCAAGCAACUGGAAGUGGUGCCGGACCUUGGAUUUUACACGCCAGUGCGCGUGUACGACAAAGUAAUUGGACUCAUGUCCACAGAGAUGCCUGAAGACCAGCUACUACUGUCCGAGAAGAAGACCGAAAUCGCUGUCACGCUUGUGGACGCUAUUCGCUCCUUGGCCAGUGUCGUGACACCGAUCAGUUUCAGCGAUUCUAUUCGUCUGCGUCGUGCAGCGAGUGCUGGACUGUCGAAGACGCCACCACAACAGAUUCAGUUCGUGUCGUCAGGCCACGACAGAAUCACAGGAGAUAUCAACAACGUGCAGAUUCAAGUAGCACCAGGCGUUCCCGAUGAGUACAUUCGCAAGCGUCGUAAACGCGAGAAGGCUCGUCGUAAGAAACUGGAAAGGCAGCGCGAGGAAGAGCUGGCAAUUCGAGCCCAACGUCAUGCGCAACGCAGCCGUGAACGUGAAGCGGAGCGUCUGCGUCGUGUCGCCGAAAAGAAAGCCAAAAAGCAGGCAGAGAAGGAAGCUCGAAAGCAAGCAUUGACGUCAAGAAAGUCGGCCAAGGCGUCGAUGGAAUCAGUUCGGAAGUUUGGCGAAAAUGUACAGAGCUCGUCAUCGAAUGGAGGGAUUGGAGGAGCCAACAGCGAGUUGGCUGCCAUUCUUGCGCGUCGUCGUGGAGCAUAAACUACUUUACACAAAGAGAUACUGGAAGAGGGUUGAGAAAAGAAGUGCACAACAACAAAAAUGAACUACACCACAAUUUUUGACACUACAAACAGUUAGAUUACAUUGGUGCUUACAUGUACAGCUUGCGGUAGCUUAGAAGUCGACGGACUGCACCGGCAAGUGGUUGAUACCCACUGGUGUUACCUUGGUGCAAUACCAAAGGUUGAUAGACGAGAGGUUGACGAGAGUUUUCAAGUGUUCAAGUCCCCUAUCCGUAAUGUCUCCACACUCGGACAAAUUCAACGACGUUAGCGACGUGACCUUACCCAGAGUCAGCAGGCCUUCGUCGGAGAGGAGACAGCAAUUUCCGAGAUCUAGUGAUGUGAGAUUUGGCAUGUUAAGGAAGACCAAGAGACUCGCAUCGGUCAGCUUGGAACAGCUUGCCAGAUCGAUCGACUGCAACUUCGUCAGUGUUGACAAGUUCAGGAUACCUGCAUCCGUGAGCUUGUUGCAGUACCAGAGCACCAGAGUCUCAAUCUCCGUCAUCUGUGCAACAGUUUCAGUAGCCUUGUCCGUGAGAAGACGGCAAUUAGCAAGGUUCAGUGUCUUCAAGCGCGUGAGUUUUGCGAGAUGAGCGACACCAUUGUCAUCGAUGCGGUUGCAGCGCAUGAGAUUAAGGUUAGUGAGGUUGUGCAGCUCACCGAUCCCAAGCAAAGCCUUGUUACCAACCUGACGGCAAUUCGAAAGAUCCAAGAUCACCAGUGAGCUCAAGUUAGACAGUGCUGCGAUGCCUUCAUCUCGGAUGCCAGAGCAGCCACCCAAGUAGAGCGACUUGAGCCGAUUAAGUUUGGAGAGUUCGCUGAGACCCUCAUCAGUGACGUUGAAGCAGUUCACCAUAUCUAGCGACGUGAGAUUGCGGAGCUUCGCGAUGGACUGUAACCCUCGAUCAGUAACUUUGCCACAUUUCAUGAAAUUCAGGAAACGCAUGUUGGUCAGAAUCUCCAUGUGCUGAAAAGUUAUGUCGCCGAUCUCGCUGCAGUACCAAAGAUUGCACGAUGCCAACUUUGGGAAAUUCACCAGCACCUCGGAACCCGAAUCGGUGAUAUUGUAACAUCCUGCCACGUCCAACGUGAUAAGGUUGACCAGUGGUGCUAGAGCUAACAACCCACGAUCUGUGACUUCUCCAACGUUGGCAAUCUCCAAGUGUCGGAGGUUGACAAGCGAACUGAGUGAGCUGAUGCCUUCGUCCGUGAGCUGGGUGCAGUUUGACAAAUUCAGGCUUGUAAGCGAUGUCACUUCUGCCAAUGCGGAGAUACCGACGUCUGUGAGAGCUCCUUGGUUGCAAUACCACAAAUUGAGCGUCUGGAGAUUCUUGAGCUGAGCAAGCGCACGGAUUCCGUUGUCACCGACCUGGUUGCAGCCGCGGAGACUCAAAUAGUUCAGCUUCGGUAGAUUGGUGGCGAUAGCAGUGAUACCCUCGUCACUCACGCCUUUGCAGUAUCCGAGAUUGAGCGACAUGAGCGAUUUCGACUGGGAAUUGGCGAGUAAGUUGAUGCUGCUGUCAGUCACCUGGUAGCACCCUUUCAGCGCCACGGACGUUAGUCCAGACAGCAUAGCGAGCUGCUCGACGGAUUCAUCGGUGAGGUUGGAACAACCUGUUAGGUUAAUCUCCUUUAAGUGGGGGAACUGCAUCGGGAGGAUCAUCAUAUUAUCGUCUAGAAUCACCUUCCGCGCAGGGAUAAACGAGAGCGCGAGUGUUGCGCGACCCACUUCUCGGCAGAUUGACUUGUUCGUGAACAUCAAACGGUAGAUCUCGUCAACUCGCAGAUACGGGACGACAAUGUGCAGUGCGGGUGCGAUAUCUAGCAAUCCGUUUAUGCUGCUAUUGACGCCGUCAUCGAUCGUCUCCAUGAAGCUGCUGCAUCUGCUGCGACCUGUGGAUGACGACGCUCUUGAUUCUGAGCGCUCCCGACGUCCGUCUCCUUCAGCGACUUUAGCUCCUUGUAUCGUUUGUCGCCAGCGGUUGAACAUCUUAUUCCUCCACACAUACAUGAGUCGGUCAUAAACACACGAGCAGCACUCGUCCAAGUCCUUGCGCAUCCGCUCGACACUUGUUGGCUUGCCUUCGUCAUCCCCACACUCCAUUGCACCGCGGUCGUGGUCGUCUGCGUCCAUGUUGCACUUACAUGACGAGCAGAUCAACUCCAGCUCCUCCGUAGUGAAUGCUGACAGGGAUUGAGGAUUCAACCGGGUCAUUGUACUUGGAGACAAUUGGGAUCUCUCUCGACCGUCGAGUGCUUUGGGGAUUCCGAAGUGGCGAAAUCACGGUCGAGACUGCAUGGUUAAUACCGGGUAAUUGAAGCUAGGAGCAACGAGGUGGAAAGGCACCAGGCUGCAGGGCACAUGUCGCUCUAUGCCAUCGGCGGCACAGAGCUUGGGGCAUGCAGCAGAUACCAUCUGAUGUAGCGUCCUCGGAAUGAUAAUCAGGUUUCUGAGUCAGAUUUCAGCUGUU
Phytophthora nicotianae INRA-310 is the source of this 6062-nucleotide messenger RNA. RefSeq lists its product as hypothetical. Bases 95 to 3568 code for a protein of 1157 amino acids. The transcript has a single exon. Gene Ontology annotation, molecular function: ATP binding; metal ion binding; actin filament binding. Gene Ontology annotation, cellular component: microvillus; actin cytoskeleton; vesicle. Gene Ontology annotation, biological process: actin filament organization; vesicle transport along actin filament. The record is from RefSeq and is a predicted model, not a curated record. Lineage: Eukaryota; Oomycota; Peronosporomycetes; Peronosporales; Peronosporaceae.